AUGACUUUAUUUGUGCUGAUUGAUUUAAAUACAAAAGAUUUAGAAACACAAGCAGUUUUUGAGAAAGAUAAUUUUUACUGUGUUGGUGGUAAAAUCGUGCCAACAUACUAUGGAAAAAUAAAAAAGCAAAGAAGUUCUAUACAUGGAUCAAAUAAAUGUUCUUUAAAAGUAUCAUUAAUCAAGGUUUCUAAAGAAAUGCUGAAAAAAGUCAAAAAUAAUGAAAAUGCUAUUAUACAAAUGUCAAUAACUGAUUACAUUGGAGAAGAGUCUACUUAUCAAAAUAUCUUAAAAAAUUCUAAAGAAAAAUCAGAAAAUGAAAACACAUCCUCAUUGCAUUCAAGUUCUUUUUAUAAUAAAUACAAGUUUGAUUUGUUAAAUAUUUUACAAUCAUUGAAAUUCAUGCAAGUCAAAGAUAAUGUUACUGACAAUGAGUUUCAUAUGAAUAAUAAUAACUAUGUUGAUCUUGAUCAGGAAGAAGAAUUAACAAAGGACAAUAUAGAUCAUCAAAAGAAAAGAUCUAAUAGUCGUAAAAAAAGUAAAGAACCUAUUAGUCGCUUUUUAUGUAAUACUCUAAGAUCACAUGAUUCAAUCACAAGUGUUACUAAACCCAAAACUAAAUAA
Molecule: messenger RNA, 621 nt
Organism: Cetraspora pellucida
Lineage: Eukaryota; Fungi; Glomeromycota; Glomeromycetes; Diversisporales; Gigasporaceae
Source: the annotation of a GenBank genome assembly